Messenger RNA from Salvelinus fontinalis (brook trout), 4978 nucleotides. Its product is annotated as lysosomal membrane ascorbate-dependent ferrireductase CYB561A3-like. Bases 1206 to 1946 code for a protein of 246 amino acids. The record is from RefSeq and is a predicted model, not a curated record. The transcript is spliced from 6 exons. Gene Ontology annotation, molecular function: oxidoreductase activity. Gene Ontology annotation, cellular component: lysosomal membrane. Lineage: Eukaryota; Metazoa; Chordata; Actinopteri; Salmoniformes; Salmonidae.
UCACCCACAAACAAACAGUGUGCAAAGCCUACCUUAAUAUGGUUCUCAAUCAGAGGAAACGUAAAACACCUGCCCCUGAUUGAGAACCAUAUCAGGCUAAUUGAAAAGAACCCAACAUAGAAACACAUAACAUAGAAUGCCCACCCAGCUCACGUCCUGACCAUACUAAACAAAGACAAAAUAAAGGAAAUAAGGUCAGGAACGUGACAGGUUAAUAUCAUUAGAAGGUGCUCUGACCAGUUCCGACAUUAGCCAUUGUCAUUCAUUAAGGUUGUUUCCCUGAUUUUGAAUCUGUUCAUUGGAACAAACAUGCCAUUGAAAAAGAAGGCUUUUCAAAUAUGUUUUUUUUUUACACUUCUCGCAGAUCUUAACAAGCUGUCAUACCAACACAGAACACACCACAAAACACCUCACGAACAUGAAAAUGCACAUUUGUACCUGAACAUCUGAAUGCUGACUCAUCUGUCAGAGAAAUGUAACUAAAACUAUGUCACUUCUUUAGGGACUUUGGUAUCAUUGACAGCUUCUGAAAAACCUGUAUUCUUCUGUAUCCUUCAAGUGAAACUGUUAUAUGACUUCAUGCUCUUGGGGAAUUCUUCAGUGGAUGAGCACUGUGCUCUUCAUUAUUUUGUAGUGAAAGAAGAUUUUGCUUGUCUCUAUUUUGUCUCCCAGUUAAAGUGUGUCCUGUUACCCCUGUGUGAUAGGCCUUAUGUUCCUUCUAUGGUCAUCUGUUCCAGCUCAAAUCAGAGAGUUACGUGCUCCUCUGUCUAACCUUCUCCAUGGUCCAGCUCUGUGACAAUUCAGAUGACAUGGUUUAACUCAUUCACACAGACGCCUUUGUGAUGCUGCGCCUUUGAUCCACAAUGACUUGACAGAAAACAUAUUAUGAAAAAUGUUUUUCAAUGACAUCCAACAUUUGUUUUCCUUGACUUACAAAUAGCUUGUUUAAGAAAGAGGAAGCACUUACCUAGUGGUGAUCUCCAGGAGUUAGGGGAGGGAAAAGACAGACUAACUCAAUCUUAAUUAGUAAGGAUCUCAGACACAGAUUUAAGGGGAAUGUUCCUGCACUGGAUGACAAACGAGCAGGGAGCUUUAAUUUGUGUUUCUCUGUAACACUGGGGACUGGCUGAUAAAACAUUUGUGAGAACAGAGAAGGAAGGAAAAAAACUAAAACAAGGGAAAAAACGAUUUCAUCAUAGACAGACAUGAUCUCCUCCACAGUGUUGUUCUAUGGGAACUACGUGCUGUGCCUGUGUCUGGGACUGCUGUGUGUGGUGUUUGUCAGUUACUGGAACAUCGAGUGGCGUGGUGGCUUUGCCUGGGAUGCGUCCUUUCUGCAGUUCAACUGGCAUCCCGUGCUCAUGGUGACUGGCCUGGUAGUCCUGUAUGGGAACGCGGCUAUCCUAUACCGCAUCCCCUUUACCUGGAGUCAGAGGAAGCAGCGCUGGAAGCUGGUGCACGCUGCUCUGCUGCUGUCCUCCCUGCUCCUGUCCAUCCUUGGGCUGUGUGCUGUGUUUGACUUCCACACAGGCUACCACAUCCCCAACCUGUAUUCCCUCCACAGCUGGGUGGGCAUCUGCACCGUAGUCCUGUUCACUGCCCAGUGGGUCCUUGGCCUGGUUGGUUUCCUGUCUCCCUGCUCUCCCCUCGGGUUCCGUAAGCUCCUGAAACCAGUUCACGCCUGGAUGGGCAUGGCCAUCUUUAUCCUCAGCCUGGCUUCCUGUCUCUCUGGCAUCAACGAAAAACUGCUCCUUACUCUCAACGGCAACAGCAACAGCACCGCAGCCUAUUCCUCACAUCCUGCAGAGGCCUUGUUUGCUAACUUCCUGGGUGUCCUGAUCGUGGCCUUUGGAUUGGUGGUCCUUGGAAUCCUAUCCAACCAGAGGUGGAAAAGGCUGGAGCCAGGGCAGGAGAGCUCUAGAUCAUUGCUUCCGGAGGACAACUGAAGAAGUAGAAGACCUUGGUGUCCUCUUCUUCUCCCUGCCCUUUUCUAUUUUUGGAUAAUGGAUCAAUUGGAGACAAAGAACACUCUGAUGUUCCCUCCUGUGUCUCAGAAUACCAGCUGUGGUAGUAGUUACACGUGACAUGAUGACAUGAUGACUGACAUGCAAUAUUUUUACUCUAUACUGUCUAUAGUAUAUGGGAGACUAUGUGCAUUAAAGCCUUAUUGUGUGGUACAAGCCUUAUAGAAAAGUUUGUGGUCAUACACACAUCCUUAAAAACAUAGGUGUUGGGCUAAUGAAGAAUACUAGUAUAGAACAAUAAUUCACCACUUUAUUGACAACGUUUUGAUCCAAAACGAAUUUUUGUCAGGUAAAAACAAUACUGAGUGCACACAUCCCAAAAUAUACACAUUUCACCUCAUGUGACCAUUGUCGACAUGACGCAUGGUGGGUGCAAAAACAAUGUGUGUCUCCAAUAAUGUAAUAACUAUCACAUGUCACGUAAGACCCAGAUGCAGACAACAUCGAAGGAACAACAGGUCUAUAUACGAAAUGGUCUAUAGGCCCUAUACCAUACAAUUAUUAGGCUGUACUAAUGCAUAGUCCAUUAUUUUUUUUAUUUUUUUUUUUGUAUUUUUUUUUUGGGGGGGGGUGGAUCAGCUUAAUAUUGCGGAAAGAAUGUUGCUUCCAAUGUAAUUGUCUGCAUCAUUUCCAAUCCCCCAUAUUUUUGGGGGUAAAUAUAUAUAUCCAUUCACGUAUGCAUACAUAUACACAUAUAUACAUACACAUACCUACAUAGACAUACAUACCUUUUUUAAAGAGUAUACCUUUAUUAUUAUUCCCUGCAAACCCUACCACCGAUCCCCCAAUUGGAGUAAACUGAUAAACAUUUCUGUUUUUACCUUCAAUUUAUACAUCUUAUACACAUUUUACAGACACAGUCUACUUUAUAAUAGUUCUCUCUUGUUUGUUCUUAGUCCUUCCUCUAUUUCUGUUGUCCAUCCAGUUUGAUUUCCACUUGUAACUGUGCUAUUUCACAAUAGCUCCGCACCUAUACACAUUUCACAGAUCCCGUAUGCCCUACAUUGUUUAUCUUGUUAUUAGUCCCACCCUUCAGCUCCACUCAACCUUUCCCAUCUAUCUUCCAACAUCAUCCAUUUCGGAUUUUUAUUUGCCAUAUAUUUUUCAACUGCGCUGUGAUGCUUCACAAAAGAUUUGAAACUUCCUAUUCUCAUAGCUUCCACGGAUUGUAAAUUAAAAAUAAACAUUUUUGCUAAAAUAAUUAUUAUAUUAUUGAUUGAUUGACUAUGGCUUUUCAAAUCCCCCAGUAUUGCUAUCUGUACCAUACAAUUAUUAGGCUGUACUACUGCAUAGUCCAUUCUUAAAAGCUCUCUUAGGGCUUGGAUGCCGCUAGCGGGAUCAAAAUCGAAAACAUCCGGUGAAGCUAGAGCGCGCCAAAUUCAAAUUACAAAAUUUUUAUAUUUGUAACGGUAGUCCUCCUCCUCUUCAACCGAAAAGGAGGAGUAGUGAUGGAACCAAGGCGCAGCGGGUUGUGAACACAUAAUUUAUUUGAAGACAAGACGAAAAAACACGAACUUCACUAUAACUAACAAAACAACAAACGGAGUAGACAGACCUGGACGACGAACUUACAUUAACGCUAAGAACGCACAAACAGGGAAAAAUAGACUACACAAAAUGACGAUGUACAAAAACAAACCGAACAGUCCCGUAUGGUGCGACAAACACUGACACAGGAGACAACCACCAACAACGAACACUGUGAAACAACCUACCUAAAUAUGACUCUCAAUUAGAGGAACGCCAAACACCUGCCUCUAAUUAAGAGCCAUACCAGGCAACCCUUAAACCAACAUAGAAACAGAAAACAUAGAAUGCCCACCCAAACUCACGUCCUGACCAACUAACACAUACAACAAACUAACAGAAAUAGGUCAGGAACGUGACAAUAUUAAACAUUCAUGAACAUACAAGUGUCUUACAUAAUUUAAAAGCUUAACUUCUUGUUAAUCCAACAUGGUUAUGGGUUUACAAAAAAUCUGUACCAUGUCAGAUAUAGAGUUGUCAGAUUUCAAAAAGGCUUUACGGUGAAAGCAUACCAUGCGAUUAUCUGAGGACAGCGCCCCACAUCAAAAUACUUUUUCAACCAGCUUGACAAAAAAUCCCAAUAGCGAUAAAAUAAAUCACUUACCUUUGAAGAUCUUCCUCUGUUUGCAAUCCCAAGGGUCCCAGCUACACAAUGAAUGUUCGUUUUGUUCGAUAAAGUCUUUCUUUAUAUCCAAAAAGUCAGUUAGGUUGGUGCCAUUGAUUUCAGUAAUCCAAUCCUUCAACAUGCAUACAAAGGAAUCCAAAAAGAUACCGGUAAACUUCAUCCAAACAAGUCAAAUGACGUUUCUCAUCAAUCCUCAGGUACCCUAAUAUGUAAAUAAAUUAUAAUAUUUCAGACGGAAAGAACGGUGUUCAAUAGAAAAGGAAAAUAACGAAGAGCGCGCCCUCAUUCAUGAGCGUCAAAAGUCUACCUGUCCUGAUGAGAACACAACUACUUGUUUGUUUUUUAAGAAACAAGCCUGAAACCCUGUCUAAAGACUGUUGACAUCUAGUGGAAGCUAUAGGAACUGCAAUCUGGGAGCUAAUUUUUUGUUUAUCCCAUAGGCCUGCAUUGAAAAGGCCUGUGACCUCAAAAUAUUUUUCUGAUGGAUUUUCCUCUGGUUUUUGCCUGCCAUAUCAGUUCUGUUAUACUCACAGACAUUAUUUUAACAGUUUUGGAAACGUCAGAGUGUUUUCUAUCCAAUGCAACCAUUGCAUAUCCUAGCUUCUAGGCCUGAGUAACAGGCAGUUUACUUUGGGAACGUCAGUCAUCCGGAAAUUCAGCAUACUGCCCCUAGCCCCAAGAGGCUGAUUUGAUCAUGCCUGAUCCUGCUCUCUCUGUUAAAACUGUAUCAUAAUAAUGUACUAAAAACACUAUCCUGUGAAAAUGUUUUGUGUUUUGUGUAAAGUUUAAUAAAGUUGCCAUA